Molecule: messenger RNA, 834 nt
Organism: Thecamonas trahens ATCC 50062
Lineage: Eukaryota; Apusomonadida; Apusomonadidae
Exons: 2
Coding region: 1-834 (277 amino acids)
Molecular function (GO): zinc ion binding
Source: RefSeq, a predicted model, not a curated record
AUGGGUACCACGCAAUCAAGAAGGCUCUAUGGCCGCCGGAUCACCGGCACGCGCGCGGGCCACGGCACGCGGUCGGCGGCGCCGGCGAGCAUGACGCUUGCGCGGCACCCGAUCGUCGUCGCUUUCUGCCUGUGCGACUGCAUCGAGUCGCUCUUCCACUCGCUUAUCAACGCCAUGGCGACGUACCCGGAGGACGCCAAGGCGUACACGACGUCACAGACGUCCGAGCCGCACAAGUACGAGGUCACGCGCCACGGCUCGUCGCACACGUACGUCGUCGUUCUCGGCGCCGGCGCGAGCCGGUUCCUCUGCAGCUGCACCGGCUUUCACUACCGCAUGCACGCUUGCAAGCACGUGGUGGCCGUCCUCGUCGCGGCGAUCGAGGUCCAGACCGACAGAAAACUCAACCGCGCCAACCUGCUGGCGCCGCUGGACUUUACCGACGCCAACGUGAUGGUGGCGUCCAAAAACGCGGUCGCGCUCGUCCACGAGCUCAUCCCGCAGGUCUACUGGGCUGACGUGUCCAUCUUCAAGUCGAUGUUCCAGCUGUUCACCAACUUCUCGGACGCCGGCUCAAGGCUGGCGCUGCCGCAGACGGCGCAGCAGAUGGCGAGCGAGGAGAUGGUGAACGGGUUGUCCCGGCGCAUCCACGGCUCGCCGCUGCGGCUCCCGGCUCCGCUGGCCAGCGUCCUCGGGUCGACGCCCACGGACGGAGGGGGCGACUACCUCCUCCAUCACCUCACUUACACACUCUCUGUCCUCUCCACACCCGACAUUGUGGACCUCGGGUCGACGUGCAAGGUGCUGCGCAGCAUGGUGCUCGGCCUCCCGUGA